This is a messenger RNA of Anneissia japonica, 2854 nucleotides long. Its product is annotated as homeobox protein MSX-2-like. Lineage: Eukaryota; Metazoa; Echinodermata; Crinoidea; Comatulida; Comatulidae. Gene Ontology annotation, molecular function: RNA polymerase II transcription regulatory region sequence-specific DNA binding; DNA-binding transcription factor activity, RNA polymerase II-specific. Gene Ontology annotation, cellular component: nucleus. The record is from RefSeq and is a predicted model, not a curated record. Gene Ontology annotation, biological process: regulation of transcription by RNA polymerase II; embryonic morphogenesis.
CCUAUAUGCAAAUCAGUUACAGUAGCCAUUGUUAGUGUGUUUUGUUAGCUGACUAUGUUUAAGUGUAGCAGUGUGUAAUGGGCUCUGGAGUGAAAAGUUCUUAGCUUUCCUGUGUGGCUAAUUUCAACCAUAAUCCAGUUUACUGGAUGGCCAUCUCUAUGCUCAUCAUCAAUGCCAUUAUAGCAGUGCCUCCCAGCAGCAGCACCACCAACACUAUCAACUCAUCACCUGUAAUUUUCACUGGGUGGAAUAGAAGCAACGACAACAACUCCACCCCCUAGCUUCAACAGUCAAAAAGUACAAUGCACUUUAAGAAAGCACAAAACAAACAGAAAACCAAGAACCCCAUUCACAACUUCUCAACUAUUAUCACUUGAGCGAAAAUUUCGACAGAAGCAGUAUUUAUCAAUUGCAGAGCGGGCAGAAUUCUCGGCAUCAUUGAGCUUAACAGAAACGCAAGUGAAAAUCUGGUUUCAAAAUCGACGUGCGAAAGCAAAGCGACUUCAGGAAGCAGAGUUAGAGAAACUAAAGAUGGCAGCGAAACCGAUGUUAUCCGGCGCAUUAGGUUUACCGUUCCCAGCCGCAACUUAUUACACACACAGCCAUCUUCACAGAGCACAGAUUCCUUUUCAUAUCCCAGCGUACACUUAUCUUCCGGGCCCUACUCCGUCAGCAGGUAUAGUGUUCCCCUAUAACACAGGGGGAUACUAAAACGAACAUUUUCAGACAAUUUUAAAAGAGAGUAUUAAUUUAUUAUCAUUAUUGUUUCUAUCGAAGUCAGCCCAUCGAAGAGUAGUAGCCUAUUGUCCGUCCGAACCUCUCCAAGUUCAUCACGUCCUAUUUUUUGAAUAAAAUCGGAUUGUCCAGGCAGAUAUCAAAAUUAUUCAAUGAGUUACCGGGCCAGAAGCAGCCAUGGAGGCAGGUCAAAGAACGCGUGCAUAUGGACUUCAUCUCACAUACUCACGACUACCCUCCCACCGAUUAUGAAAACUAUGUAAAUAAUAUAUAGGUAAAAAAAUGUAAAUAAUAUUCAAUGUAGAAUAUAUAUUGAAAAUGUAAUGAUUAGUUGUGUAUAUGUUUCUGUAAGAUUGCCAAAAGAAAGCGUGUUUAGGUGCUUUUUGUAUGUAAAAUAUGACGAAAAACAGGGUAUUUAAAUGAAGGUUUAAAUUAAAAAGGUUUGAAGAAAUUCCUGCUAUUUUCUCGAAUAGCAAUAUAUGCUGCCGUCUUUAUUGAAAUAAACAGAACAAAUUUGAGGAGGAGUUACUGAAAUUGUAUCGUGUCUAUAGCACAUUCUCCAUUUUAUUCCAGAGAUCUACAAUAUAGAACCAUUGAGGAAACUAACUCCUCCAUGGUAGAACCAUUCAAUACACAAUUUAAUAUAAUUUAGAAUAUUUAGUAUCAAUAGAUUUUAUCUCAUUUACAAUUAAUAAUAAGUACCGUACUUUUCUAUGCUUAUAUUUAUCUCAAUUAUAAUUACUUUUUUUUCAUGAAUCUGUUAUCUGGAACAAAUUGGAAAAUGUUUAAUUUUAUCAGAAAUCAUUAUUUAUAAAGUUUCUAUCCAUUCUAAUGCAUCAUUUGUCUUUACAAGAGAUUGAAGAUGAGUCUCGUGUAAUUUGAUUUGUUUCAACGAAUGUCACUUGUAUUUAGACAAACAUAGCUUUUAUGCGUAUGACCCUUUUUUGAAGUUUACCAUUAAGUUAAAUGUUAACUAAAUUACAUGACCGUUAGUCGAAUUUCCGCUCGUCAAUUAACAAGAACGAAAGCCUCCUUUGUGUAUAAUGACUUUUUUCGAAGUUAACAUUGUGUUAAGUUAAUCAUUAACUAAACAAUAUUACCGUCCUAUUUUCUUAUUUUAUUGAUAAUAUAUGUUUGAAUUAAAAUUCUAUCUGCACAUCACUCGGAACAGAAAUUUGCUUGAGUAAAAGAAAAUCGAGUCAUCACUAAUAGUAUCUGAUAGAUGACAUUAUUGUAGAACCAUCCAACCAAUACUAAUCGGUAGUUGCAAAUCUGAGUAGCACGCAGAUUUUGUUGGAAAAUGCUUAAAGCCUAGGCCUAUGUAUAUAUUUUCUGGCGACGAGAAGCCACUCAACGCUUAAGUGUUGAGGAAAGACCUCAAUUACCAAUUGAGCCGAUUUCCCACUCGUUUAUUAAGCGGUCCUCAAUCCGUUCACUUGAACGCCACAAGUGUUUCUUAUGAUUGAUGCCUGUUUACAAAACAAUUUUGUCGAUGAUUAUCUUUACAUAGUCAAAUUACCGUUGCUCAUCAAUCAGUAAUUGUAAUUGUAGAUUAAUACGAUUACUUGUUGUCAAGUGCAUGAACGAAGUUUUCCUCAACUAGUCCUGAUAAAUAUCGAUUAACAAAUCAAGAACUUGGACUACCGUUGAUGCUAUAGAUUAAAUAAUUUCACAAAUCGAUUUUUUAAUUGCGUAGUAAAAUAACAUUACGACUAAGUAAGUUUCGUAUUAUAAUACUGUAAACAGUUAAAGUAAUGAAGCUUCUUAUUUUAAAUUAAAGAUCGACAAAACACCGUAGAUCUUAUUCUAUUAAAACACUCCAAAAAUAGAUCGGGGCCUAAUAAGUGACGAAUUAAACGGAAAAUGUUGCUACGGACGUAAUAAUUUUAAGUAAAAAAUAUAAACGGGUUGAUUAUCCCUCCGAAAGAAAGGAAAAAAUGACCGACAAUCAAUGUUGAUUAUUAUUAAUCUAUUUUGUUGCUGAAUUUCAUAUUAUUAUUAAUAUGACGUACGACUUUAUUGUGUAUACGUAUUGUGACUUGUGCAAAAGGUUCAAGAAGUUUCUUUGUAAAUUUAUUUAAGACAAAUGUUCAUUAAAAGAAAAAUGAGCUAUGAAUUA